Molecule: messenger RNA, 1173 nt
Organism: Thecamonas trahens ATCC 50062
Lineage: Eukaryota; Apusomonadida; Apusomonadidae
Product: 26S proteasome non-ATPase regulatory subunit 4
Exons: 2
Coding region: 1-1131 (376 amino acids)
Biological process (GO): proteasome-mediated ubiquitin-dependent protein catabolic process
Cellular component (GO): cytosol; proteasome regulatory particle, base subcomplex; nucleus
Molecular function (GO): polyubiquitin modification-dependent protein binding
Source: RefSeq, a predicted model, not a curated record
AUGGUCCGCUCGGCGCCAGGCCACGCUCCUUGUCGCUCCCGACGCCGCUAUCGCCAUUUUCCACGCGACUCGCACGCACACGGGACGGGAAGCAAGGACAGGAUGGAGACUACUAUGGUGUGCCUGGACAACUCGGAGUGGAUGCGCAAUGGCGACUUUGUGCCGACGCGGCUGGUGGCGCAGCGGGAGGCGGCGUACGACGCUGGAAAGGCCAAGCUCAUGGCGCACCCGGAGAACCUUGUGGGCAUCAUCUCCAUGGCCGGGUCGUCUGCACGGGUGGUGACCAACCUGACCAACGACGAGGGCCUGCUGUACACCUCGCUUCUCAAGGUGACGCCCGCGGGGACGGCCGACUUUGUCGCCGCCCUCCAGGUCGCCCAGCUCGCCCUCAAGCACCGGCCCAACCCCAUCCAGCGCCAGCGCAUCCUGCUGUUUGUUGGCUCGCCCGUAGUGGCCGAGACGCCCGUCCUCGUCAAGCUCGCCAAGCAGCUGAAGAAGAACAAGGUCUCUGUCGACGUCGUCAACUUUGGCGAGACUGAGGCCAACGUGGAGAAGCUGGAGGCCUUUAUCGCCGCCGUCAACUCGGGUGAGUCGUCGAACUUGCUCAACGUGGCUGCCGGCGAGACGCGCAACCUGCGCGACAUCCUCUUUUCGUCCGCCAUCAUGGGCGGCAUUGGCGCUGGCGCCGUCUCGGGUGGCAUGGAUGACGACGUUGCCCGCGCCAUCGCGCUCUCGCUGCAGGAGGCGCAGAGCUCGGCAGGCGCCGCCACUGGUGCCGGCGACGCCGCUGCUGCCGCGCCUGUUGCUAUGGACGACGACAUCUCGUUCCUCACCGAGGAAGAGCAGAUCGAGCGCGCCCUCGCCAUGUCGCUCGCUGACUCGGCACCGCCGCCGGCCGCCGACGAGCCGGCGCCCAUGGACACUGCCCCUGCCGACGAGCCAGCACCCGCCGACAACAACCCCACCGCUGUCGCCGACGCUCUCGACGACCCGGACCUGCUGGCCACCCUUGCCGGCCUGCCCGGCCUUGACGCCGAGACGCUGGCCUCCAUCCGCGGCGCCAUGCAGGACGACCCGAACGACAACAGCGGGAACGACGGGGGCGAUGGGAACGGUGGGAACGACAACUAGGGUGGAAGCCAGUAGGGGGGCACGUAAAGACUGCUGAGGUGA